Molecule: messenger RNA, 1392 nt
Organism: Pleurotus ostreatus (oyster mushroom)
Lineage: Eukaryota; Fungi; Basidiomycota; Agaricomycetes; Agaricales; Pleurotaceae
Exons: 4
Coding region: 1-1392 (463 amino acids)
Source: RefSeq, a predicted model, not a curated record
AUGGCGCCGGACGAACUCAUCGACUCUCAUGUGUCCUUGGUACAGUGCACUCGCGCUGUAGAUGCCCUCAUAGCACAUGAAUCUAAGGCCGAAGAAGCUCGCAAUGAAAAUGAACUCUUGCCAGGCAAAGAGCAAAAUGUCUGGCUCGUUGUAACGGUUAAAAAAAUGGCGCCUUCGCACAAGAUAAAGCCAGUGAAAAUUCCAAUUAAACAUCCAAUAGUGGAUCCUAGGACGACACCUAUAUGUUUAAUUACGAAGGACCCGCAGCGGGAGUAUAAGGACUUGUUGGAAGAGAAGGGGAUCAAGUUCAUAUCAAGGGUGGUAGGAAUAUCAAAACUUAAAGGCAAAUUCAAGCCGUACGAGGCGCGCCGGAUGCUGCUCAAAGAAAACGGGAUGUUUCUCGCGGACGACAGGAUAAUACCUAUAUUGCCUAACUUACUAGGUUCCAAAUGGUUUCAGGCCAAAAAGCAACCUAUCCCCGUCUCACUUGCGCGUAAAGACCUGAAAGGCGAGCUGGAGCGAGCCAUCUCAUCCACUUACAUGCAUCAGAAUCAAGGGACCUGCACAUCAAUCAAAGUAGGCACCCUGUCCCAAAAGCCCACUCAGAUCCUCGCCAACAUCAAAACCGCAUUACCCGCCGUCAUCAGCGCUAUCAAAGAUGGCUGGGAUAAUAUUCAAAGCCUGCACAUCAAGACCAACUCGAGCGUCAGCCUCCCAAUAUGGUCGUGUAGUCUAGAUGAUGAGAGUGGCGGUCGGUGGGAUGGCCUGAUCGCUGAUGCUGAGGCACUGUCGGAGGGUGAGGUUGACGGGUCCGAGGAUGGUGGGUCUGAUGAAGAAGCGGCGGAGGAAGUGGAGGAUAAGGGAAAGAAGGGAAAGAAACGUGUGGCGGCCGAGGUUGUGGAUACCCCGAAGAAGAAGGCGAAAGGGUCGGAGGGUCAAAGCGUCUCCGCGAAGUCCCCUCCGAAAGCUAUCUCGAAAAGCAAGACGUCCAAGAAAGCCGACAAAAUUCCUACUAACCCUUCAGUCGUACCUGCUCCCAGUAGCAAAUCCUCAAAAGCAAACCAACCUGCAUCAUCACUGGCGAGCGCACUCACCCCCACGAAAUCACCAAAACCCGUCAAGGAUAAGGCAGCCAAACCCACUCCAACCUCCCUCACCUCUAGCGCCAAUUCCGCGAGACCCACGAAGUCGCAGCCCGAGAAACCGUCCAAACUAUCCAAGAAGGAGAAGACCGCUGCUCCCGCCCCGCCCCCGCCUUCCAUAAAACCCGAAGAGUUGAAGAAGAAACGACUUGCGGAGGCAAUUGUGAAGAAAAAAGCAAAGACCGUGGCGUUGAAAGCCUCAAAGAGUGUCAAGGCAGCGCUACUCGGUAGAAAGGUAGCAAAGUCAUAG